Messenger RNA from Lates calcarifer (barramundi perch), 1727 nucleotides. RefSeq names its product uridine phosphorylase 1 (gene upp1). Gene Ontology annotation, molecular function: uridine phosphorylase activity. Bases 145 to 1080 code for a protein of 311 amino acids. Gene Ontology annotation, biological process: nucleotide catabolic process; uridine catabolic process. The record is from RefSeq and is a predicted model, not a curated record. The transcript is spliced from 8 exons. Gene Ontology annotation, cellular component: cytoplasm; cytosol. NCBI's taxonomy places the organism in Eukaryota, Metazoa, Chordata, Actinopteri, Centropomidae.
UACGUUCAGAGAGCGAAAUUAAUAUGUGAGAAGGGAAGGAAACGGCAGUCUAGCAGCAACAAACCAAAGGUAAAGAGCUUACUGUCCUUUGUGUUUGUUGUUGUUUUCAGCUUUACUUCACUUCUUGGCUCAUCCUGAAGGAAGAUGGAUUCGAAAGACGUCAAGCAAGACGCGUCAUGCUGCAGCCCAGUUUGUGUGCACAACCCACACCUGGAUGCACUGAAAGAUGAUGUCUUGUACCACUUCAGUCUUGGAACAGGAACUCACGACCUACCAGCUAUGUUUGGUGAUGUCAAAUUUGUGUGUGUUGGAGGCAGUCCCUGGAGAAUGAAAUCAUUCAUUGAGUAUAUAGCUGCUGAGCUCAGUAUGGAAGAUCCCAAGGCAGAGUACCCAAAUAUCUGUGCUGGAACAGAUCGCUAUGCCAUGUACAAAGUUGGCCCUGUGCUCUCUGUCAGCCAUGGAAUGGGAAUCCCAUCUAUUGCUAUAAUGUUGCAUGAGCUGAUAAAGCUUCUCCAUCAUGCACACUGUACGGAUGUGACAAUUAUACGCAUUGGGACAUCAGGUGGAAUAGGGCUUGAGCCUGGCACAGUUGUUGUCACCAAACAGUCUGUGGAUGCCACUUUCCUGCCCAAGUUUGAGCAGGUGAUCCUGGGGAAGACGGUGGUGCGCAAUACUGAUCUGGACCAAAGCCUGGCUGAGGAGCUGUUGCAGUGCAGCAAAGAGCUGAGCCAGUUUGAGACAGUGCUAGGCAACACCAUGUGUACACUGGAUUUCUACGAAGGGCAAGCUCGUUUGGAUGGUGCGUUCUGCUCCUACACUGAGAACGAUAAACAGGACUACCUCAAUAAAGCCAAGGAAGCAAGAGUCUGCAAUAUUGAAAUGGAGUCAUCAGUUUUUGCUGCGAUGUGCAAGCUGAGUGGUCUACGAGCGGCUGUGGUUUGUGUGACGUUACUGGACCGGCUGAAGGGGGAUCAGCUGAGCAGCUCUCAUGAAGUCCUUCACAGUUACCAACAACGUCCUCAGAUACUGGUUGGCUCCUACAUUAAGAAGCAGCUGAAGGCCAAAGCAGCUCAUAAAUAAAACACCGCUAUGCAAGCAUACGCCAAAUCCUGGGUAUAUCUUCUUUUGACACUGAAAACAUGAUGCAAUGCAAUUACUAAGCUUUAAACUCUAUUUUUAUACAUGCAUUCCUACUCCCCACCUUUACUGUCUCCAGAGUAACCACUGUAGCUUGAAACAAUGCACUGCCAUCUAUUUAUCCUUUGAUUGAUUUAACCAUAAUAAUACAGUGUCACAGACCGAGAUUCACUUGUUUUCUUUUGUAUUUGACCAUUUAACUGAACUUUUAAUGUGAUAAAGUUGUGGUCGUCCAAUAUGUCUUACUUAAGGCUGCCUCUGUGUUACACAACAUAUAAAGUUCCCUAUCUGUAAAACUUGAACCAGAAUAACCUUAACUGUCAUUAUUGAAAUGUUAUGUUUGUCAUCAGUGCUAACAAAUGACUCUGACAUUGCUAAAUUUGUGUCCCAGUGAUAGUAUUGGUUGUUGCAAAAUAUGUAUAUGGGUUUUUUAAUGCAGAAUGUACAUUACAUAAUUUUUUUUUUUUUAGACCUCUGUUUGUAGAGAUUUCGUUCACAACCGAAAAACUGUAACAAAUUUUCACUCAUCUUGAGAGAAAGGAAUUCCACUGGAUGUCUUACUUCUAAUAAAGCCUCAUACAGUCUGAAAA